AUGACAAUCCCCACGACCCUGCCCGGUGACGAACCCGACGCCGCACCAGGAAACAUCAUAUUUGAUGUAUCUCCCGCCCCCGCCGGCGCGCCAGUCGACACCUGGUCGCAGGAACGAUUGAUUUCGGCCGGGGGUUUGGUAUUCCGGGAAGCGGCCGGCCGGAUUGAGACCCUUUUGUGUGCGCGCAACCGUCCGGGAUUCCAGGGGGCGGACGCUCCGUUGAGUUGGCGGUUGCCCAAGGGCACUCCCGAAACCGGCGAAAGCGUGGAACAAACGGCCCGGCGCGAAGUGCAGGAAGAAACCGGCCUUCAGGUAACCGUGUUGGCUCCCAUUACCAGCAUUCGCUAUUACUUCGUGGGCCACAAUGACGGUGUUCGCUACGACAAAACCGUCUAUUUCUAUCUGAUGGAACCGUCGGGGGGCAGCACUUCCGACCACGAUUCCGAGUUUGAUGUGGUUGAGUGGUGUGAGUAUAACCAGGCGCUGGAAAUGCUGGAGUACGACAACGAACGCAGCGUGCUGGGAGAGGCUCUGUCACUCAUCGAAACCUAUCGACGGAGCGGGCAGCCAUGA
Molecule: messenger RNA, 573 nt
Organism: Geodia barretti
Lineage: Eukaryota; Metazoa; Porifera; Demospongiae; Tetractinellida; Geodiidae
Source: the annotation of a GenBank genome assembly